AUUCAUACAUUUACAAAUGUCAGAUACUUGAAAGGGCGAGGAGGCCGAUUUCGCGAUAUCGCGUUAAAUUGUAUAAAAAAAAAUAGUAACCAUAAUAAUGUUAUCAGUGAUGCUCGGAGUCAUGGCAUACACCCGCCAAAUCCGCCCAGUACUUUUAAUAUAACGUUACAUAUACAAUCAUUUUGUAUGAGCGAUAUUGUUUUUAUUCCGUUUUCGGGAUGUUGAAGUUCAAAAAAAUGGGUUCGGAUAAAGUGCCGUUGUUACUUGUGACCGCUAACGUCGGAUCUAUAUUCGAGGACCCAUUUGUUAUGCUCCCAAUAUGGACAUCGGAGUUCCUUCAAGCAGUUUCCCGCAUGGACCCCAAGUUUAUAGCGCUUCAUUUACAAGAAGUCGGCGGUAAAGCAUACGAGAAGUCGAUGCAAUAUGUCCAAGAUUUUGUCCAAAGACUCUGUGACUGUCCAGAACUACGACUCUACGACAAGAUCAGGAUAUUCUUAGAUGAAGAUUUUAGCUCUCCAGAAAAAUUUACGGCUUUAGGCAACUUGUACUUCGCGCAUUCCACUCUGACAGAUCUCAAGAUGUGGGACUUCGAGCUGAAGUCUUACGUCGAUGUGGUGGGGAAGGAGGUGAAUAGUGGGAACAUUGAGAAGGUUACGACGAAGGAAAAGGCAAAAUUUCCUCAACAUUUCUUUCCCGAAUGCAAGUGGUCUCGGAAAGGAUUUCUCAGGACGCGAUGGUCAAUUCGUGGUACAGCGAUCGAGUUCGUUAAUAUACAUCUGUUUCACGAUGCGUCGAAUCUGUUGGCUAUGGAGCCUUUUCCUUCGGUAUAUUGUCGAAGUCGAAGGCGUGCGUUACGACACACACUCCGUCACUUACACUCAGAUGUGAACGCCGCACCAUACUUUAUAUUCGGAGACUUUAAUUUUAGGACGGAUACAGGAGCCGUGGUAAAGAAAGUAACAGAAGAACUGGCAUCAUGUCGACUACAAAACGGCGCGAACGUCGACUCGUCCAAAUUGCAAUACCGAUCCAAGUCCGACGACCGCAUAGUACUUACUGUUGGCAAGAAGGAGUUCGCCCAUGUCGACCAUCAGAAGAUAUUCAGGGAACCUUGGUUACAAAAAUUCGAUCGCGAGCUGGAAUCACUUCGAUCUCAUUUAUUUGAGUUUCCCGUAAAAUUUCCCCCUACUUACCCCUUCGAAGAGGACGUGCAUCUCCCCACGCACUAUAUGAAAACCAGGUGCCCCGCGUGGUGCGACCGCGUGCUGCUGUCGCAGUCGGCGCGCCUGCUGCUGCAGCCCGACGCCAGGCACAGCUCCAGGAAGUCAGUGGCUGACUCGGAUAGCGGCAGCGGUCGGAUAUCGUCGUCCGACAGCAGCCCGGCUCGCUCCGGCUCGCCGGCGCGACAGAACAGUCAGAACAAACAGGUGAGUCCCGGCAAGACGCUGGAGAAGAAGAGCAGCGCGUCGGAGCUGGAGGUGCUGGGCGUGCCCGCCGUGGCCGGCCGCAAGAGCAUCGCCGACCCCACCGCGCUGCAGCACGCCAUCAACGCGCGGGUAUCGGAUUCUGAUGUUUCUCCUGGUCGUCGUAAGUUGGUGAGGAACCAAUCAGAAGGUUCGCCUAAAUCCGGCGAAACAUCCGCUGAACUGCGACGACUAGUAGAUGCGCCCACCCGGCGUAGAAGCGAAUACGGUGUGAUAGGUGACGCAGCCUGCAUGGGUGACCAUAAGCCGAUUUAUCUCCGCGUGAUGCUGCAAAGCGAUCGAGGUAUCGUACAGUGUUGUGAGAGUAUGUCUUGUGCCUUGUGCGCUUGCGCAGCUAGAAUGACCCCAACGCAGAGAAUUCCCCGCCUACCUACAGAUCCCGAUUUGUACACUAAAAAACUAAAAAAUAUUGAAUAUUCUACGAGCUAUCCCGACAAACUACUAUCCGACGACCAAAGGCUUAGACGCACCCGAACCGGCUCCCUGAACGAGAAGACAUCUGGAAUACCAUUCGUCGAAAUCACUAGCGCUGACUAUUCCAGCUGCGAUGGCAUUUUCGUUAACGAUAUCGAUACAACACUAUUGAGUCCCACCAAAUUUCUCGAUCCGUACACACCAGAGAGUGUAGAAUCUCACACACCGAAUGCGGACACGUCGAACGGUUCCGAUGAUUUGACGGAAAUAAUCGAUAUCGUGGGACCGAAUAUCGAUAUCAAAUCGAAUAAACUGACGAGGGACAGGAGCGUAUCGCCGUCCCAAUUGAAGUCCAGGCUGGACAUGCUAUUGAGUGGGAAUGACGAGAAAGAGAAGGGCAGGAUGUGUGACGAAGAUGUUCCCGAGUUGCAAAGGCUGAAUAGCCGCGAGUCUUGCAAGUCGGAUGGUAGUAAAAAGUGCGGGCUCUGCUGUUUCGCCUUGAAAUGUUACGGGUUCUGUAGGCGGAGGGCGCGGACGGUGACCUGUGACUGUAGUGGCUUGAAAUGUUGCACCUCAUGACGCAUUGACGAACACCCACACGUCGUACGCUUUCGUUGGAAUUACUGUCAAUUUUGACAGAUCGAAAUUUGAAUUUGACAUUACAUUACACAGACCAAUAAAAACAUUCGAAAUUAAUUCGAAAUCAAAGUAGAAUUUUGGACGAUACAAAUUUAAAUUUCGAUUGUCGUUUUGUUUUUUUUUUUAAUUUCGAAUAACGAAGGCCGUUUUUGCUGAAAUUGUAUUUUGUUGUAGCACUUGAUUAGUUACCUAUAUUGUUACAAGUGGUCGUGUACCAUUUUUAUUUUAUUUGACGCUUACUUAAAAGUAUGAAGUUCGAAGCAUGAUUGUUUUACAAUAGUAUUAAUUAUAUUAUGAAGCAUGCAUUUUUGGUUGCAAUAUUAGAUUUGAGUAAUAAGUAUGUUAGAUUUAUCGUGAACUCCUAUUUAUUAACAGCGCGGCUGUUAAUAACUUAAUUAACCAAUUAUUAAUAAUAGAAACGUACAUAAUAGUUGUAAGUUCAGCUGUGCUAUUUAAAAUGAAACUUUUUAUACCAAAAGUGCAAAUUUUAUACCAAAUGGUCUAUUAAUCUAGUCUAGUUCUGCUCAAGUGGUUCUUAAAUAUAAUAGUUUGACAUGUCCGAUCCUUUCUAUCACAUGUUGUGUGAUAAGGACAGUUGUACAUACGUUUCACCAAAUAUAUAUUCCAUGCAAAAAAUUAGGGGAUAUUCAUAUAAUACAUCGUAAUAAUUUUUUUUUUAUGGUUGGCUGGAAAGGUUAGUCCUUACCAAGAAUAUUAUUAAAAGUUUAAAU
This is a messenger RNA of Vanessa tameamea, 3268 nucleotides long. RefSeq names its product Inositol polyphosphate-5-phosphatase type I (gene 5PtaseI). Gene Ontology annotation, biological process: phosphatidylinositol dephosphorylation. Lineage: Eukaryota; Metazoa; Arthropoda; Insecta; Lepidoptera; Nymphalidae. Gene Ontology annotation, molecular function: inositol-polyphosphate 5-phosphatase activity. The coding region runs from base 219 to 2477 and encodes 752 amino acids. The transcript has 12 exons. The record is from RefSeq and is a predicted model, not a curated record.